AUGGCCGCUGGUGGGCGCAGGUACGAGUGGGCGUUCGAGGCCCUGCCGGAAGCGCUCCCCACCGACGCGGAGGAGCUGUCGCUGGUCGGAACCGACUGCCGGUCGAUCGUCGCCCUCGGCGCAGCGCUGAGCUCGCCGUCGCUGACCACUGUCCGGCUCAUGUCGCACGGCUCGCUGCGAUCGCUCGACGGCAUCGGCGUUGCGCUCCAUAUAACCCAUCUCAUUUGUCCCAGCAAUCGAAUCGGCUCGCCGCUCGCAAAGCAAACGCUCUCGCUGCCGGCCCUCGUUGCCCUCAACCUCGCAGGCAACGAGCUGACGAGCCUGCCGACAUCGGCCGAGCUCGAUGCCCCAAUGCUUGCCGAUCUCGAUGUUGCUGACAAUGCGCUGACCGACCUCGCCGGUGUCGGUCGGCUUGCCGCGCUCACCAAGAUCAACCUCUCGGGCAAUCGCCUAGCCUCGCCCGCGGUUCUCUCGAAACUUGCAAGGCUGCCCCGCCUUGCACACUUGGCGCUGGCCGAUCCGCACGCCCGGGCAACCCGCUCGCGCGGCAUCCGUCGUAUGUCGACCUUCCUCGACGGCCUGCGGGUGGCCGAGAGCCGAGUCGCCACCGCCCGCGAUGCUCACCUCGCCGCCGAGCGCGAGUUUGCGGCUACGCGCGCCGCGGCGGUUGAUUCCGCGCGGCGAGCUGCUUCUGCAGCAGCUAUCCGUGCCCGUGCCGCCACCAACGCCCACGAUCGCGCUUGUCGCGUGCUCGAUGCCGAGUGGACGGCGCUGGUGAGCGCCGUCACCGACGCCACGGCCGCGCUCGACGCCGAGUACGCCGCUGCUGCUGCUGCUGCUUCCGCACGGCUCGCCUCUGCCGAGGCCCAGCUCGCGAGUCUCGGGCCACGCUAUACGGAAGCCUUUUCUGCACUCGACACUGCGAUGGCGGACGCGCGUGCUGCCAUUGAUGCCCGCACACGUGCGUUGACCUCACACGCUGCGCACGCCGCGCGGCUAGACAUCCGAACGCUUGCUGGCGGUGCCCUUGUCCCACUUCCGCUCGCGUCGCCCGCAGGAGCUGCACUCUCGGCGCUUGUCGCUGAUCUCGCGCCCGGCUACAAGCUUGCCAUCCACGCUGCCUAUGAGGCGUCGGCAACGCCAGCAAUGGCAUCGGCUGAGUACCCGCCAGGCCUCAGCUAUGUCGUUUGUGCCAAGGUCGACGACGCCCUGCUCUCGACCGGCAAUGUCGGUGAAACAGCUUGCUCAAAAACAGACACGCUCCUUGCCGCACUCGACACCGUGACCAUCGAGCCGGGCCGGCCGGUCUACAUCGGCAUCCUGGACGGAGGCGGCAGCCUCCGCUUUCUCAUCCACCUGGGCGCUCCGUUUGAUUUGGCCGAAUCACGACUAACAUCUGAUGUUGUUGUCGAUGCCGCCGCAUCCGCCCAGAAACUGCUUGACGAAGCGCUCGAUAUUCUGGCCAGCUACGCCUCCUCUGCAAGCACGUCAUACCCACGCUCGCUCUCGCCUUCUGCCGCCGCAGCGCUCCGUGCUGCUCUCUGUGCCGAUAGCAGCGCGAGUGGCAACCAGGACAGGCUGUCACCUAUUUGGGGCCACGUGAGUCAAGCCAAUUAAAAUGCGGAUAAGCG
Thecamonas trahens ATCC 50062 is the source of this 1631-nucleotide messenger RNA. RefSeq lists its product as uncharacterized. Gene Ontology annotation, molecular function: protein binding. Lineage: Eukaryota; Apusomonadida; Apusomonadidae. The transcript has 2 exons. The record is from RefSeq and is a predicted model, not a curated record. The coding region runs from base 1 to 1617 and encodes 538 amino acids.